AUGUCUGAAACUGUAAUCGUCGAUCGUACCUCCAAAUUGACUGUUCACGAAGCUCCAAACAAGAACUCCAACGAUAUCCAACAUGAAGAUCUUUCAGGUCGGAACUACAUUCGUUGGGAUGCUGAAGGUGUAGAGAAGAUUCCAGAUGACGAAGAGGACGAUAUCAAUGCCGUUGCCGAACAGAUCAACCUGAUCCAGAAAGCCCAGUGGAACAUUCACCGUCACUGCUACAGUGGUACCCAUGCUCGCACACAUGGAAUCGUCAAGGGCACAUUCAUCGUCGACGACAACCUGCCUAAGCAUCUCAAGCAGGGCGAACUCUUUUCACACGGAGGAGAGUACCCUAUCGCUGCAAGAUACAGCACAGAGCCUGGAUUUGCCAUGAAACUCUUCGGUGUCAAGGGCGACAUGUACGAGAAUUAUCCUACACACGAUAUCGAGUUCAACAGCACUCCAGCCCUUGACCUUGCCACUGCCAAAGUCACCCGCGAGAUCAUUGAUCUUCGUAUCAAAUACGGGCACGACCAGGAAGAACUACGCAAACACCUCGAAAAGCGCAAUGACACAGAACUGCAGACUGCGCGAGACAAGGUGCGCAACACCCACUUGGAGAGCACUCGACAGUACUCACAGACCGCCUACCGCUUUGGAGAUUAUGUUAUGAAGUACUGCCUAGUGCCUUCUGGUGAAACGCAGCGAAAGCUCUACGAAGAAACCGUACGCCCUGAGCACGGCUCAGAUGUCCUGCACCGCUGGCUGCAGAAUUUCCAUGCCUCACACGAUGCAGAGUAUCUCUUCCAAGUCCAGCUAUGUGAGAAUCUGGAAGACCAACCUGUCGAAUAUGCCGGUAAGAUCUGGGAUCCUGAAAAGUACCCCUGGCAGACCGUGGCUACCGUCAAGAUUCCCAAGCAAGAGAGCUUCGACUUUGAGAGAAAGACUUUCUGGGAAGAUCAUAUGAGGGUUGAUCCAUGGCACGGACUCAAGGCAUACCAACCUCUUGGUGGACCCAACAGAUUGAGAAAGGUGGUAUACCCCGCAUCGAGUGCGCUGCGCCGCAAGAUGAAUGGCAGAAAAGAGGUUCACGUCACUAGUGUGGACGAUGUCCCUAACUAA
Molecule: messenger RNA, 1113 nt
Organism: Aureobasidium musti
Lineage: Eukaryota; Fungi; Ascomycota; Dothideomycetes; Dothideales; Saccotheciaceae
Source: the annotation of a GenBank genome assembly